Triticum aestivum (bread wheat) is the source of this 844-nucleotide messenger RNA. Its product is annotated as RHOMBOID-like protein 3. The transcript has 6 exons. Gene Ontology annotation, molecular function: serine-type endopeptidase activity. Bases 1 to 801 code for a protein of 266 amino acids. NCBI's taxonomy places the organism in Eukaryota, Viridiplantae, Streptophyta, Magnoliopsida, Poales, Poaceae. Gene Ontology annotation, cellular component: membrane. Gene Ontology annotation, biological process: proteolysis. The record is from RefSeq and is a predicted model, not a curated record.
AUGGGGAGCGGCAACCCCUGGCUAGCGGAGCUGCAAUCGAGGCGUGGUCGAGCUGCAUCCUGUGACGACCGCCAGAUGGCUAGCUACAAAGGGGGCGGCGACGACGAGCUGCAACAGGUGGUCUGGAUUGCUGGAUCUGGCUUUGCUGGAACAAGUGUUUUCUGCGGCCAGGGGUGGCGGCUGGAGACGAGCACCUGGCUGCACGCCGGCCUCAUCCACCUCGGCACCAACAUGAUCAGCCUCAUCUUCGUCGGCGUCCGCCUGGAGCAGCAGUUCGGAUUCUGGAAGGUCGGCCUGGUCUACCUCUUCUCGGGGCUGGGCGGGAGCGUGCUCUCGGUGCUCUUCAUCAGGAAUGGCGUCUCCGUCGGCGCCUCCGGCGCGCUCUUCGGCCUCCUCGGGGCCAUGCUGUCGGAGCUCAUCACCAACUGGACCAUCUACACCAACAGGCUGGCGGCCAUGGCGAACCUGAUCAUCAUCGCCGCCAUCAACCUGGCGCUGGGGAUACUGCCCCACGUCGACAACUUCGCGCACAUCGGCGGGUUCCUCACCGGCUUCCUCCUCGGCUUCGUGCUGCUGAUCCAGCCCCGGUUCGGAUGGCUGGAGCAGCCCUUCGGCGGCAAGACCAAGUCCAAGUACACGGCUUGCCAGAUCGUCCUCCUGGUCAUCGCCCUCCUCCUAGCCAUUGCAGGGCUUGCCGUAGGGUUGCUGAUGGUGUUCCGCUGGGUGAACGGCAACGACCAUUGCAGCUGGUGCCACUACCUUACCUGCGUCCCGACGUCACACUGGAAGUGUGACAACUAAUAAAAAAAAUAAGAGGAGCUCAGCUGUGGAGACAAACGUGCUG